AUGGAUUCCAAUUUAAACAUUAUUCGAAAUAAUGUCGACCAACUCGAAACUCGUUUCGAGAAAUUACAUGAAGAAAUGAACUCAAUUUUAAAUGAAUGUAAUUAUUAUAUCAAACUUGCAAAAAACUUAUGUGAUCAAGCAAUGGAAUUGACGACAAUCUUAAAACACCGACUAGCUAAUGCAUCAAAUGAAGAAAAAGAAUGGAAAGAUAUCAAAACUAAAUUAGCAGCAGCAUCAAUUCAAGGUAAAGUUAUACUUAAUGUUGGAGGUGAUAAAUAUACUACCAGUGUUGAGACAUUAACACGCGAAAAAAAUACUUUCUUCACUGCACUUUUCUCGCAACAAUGGCGACUCGAAAGAGAUCCUAAUGAUGAAAGUAUAUUCAUCAAUAGAAAUGGUAGAAUCUUUUCUUAUAUUCUUGAAUAUUUGCGUACGAAUACGAUGCCACCUAAUGUUAUGCAAGAUGAAACACUUCUGAGUAGUCUUUUCAUUGAAGCUGAAUAUUUUCAUUUGCAUAGUCUGAUGGAUAAGUUAGGUGUUAUUUAUUUUCCUGAUGGAACAUUGCUUCAAUUAGAGCAUAAGAAGACAUUAAAUGAAUUCUAUGGUAAGACUAAUCAACGAUGGAAAUUGAUUUAUAAAGCAUCACGUGAUGGAUUUGAUGCAAAUGCAUUUCAUUUAUGUUGUAAUAAUAAAGGACCAACAAUAACAAUUAUUCAAUCAAGUAACAACUAUCUUUUUGGGGGUUAUACAUCUAUUCCAUGGACUUCAAAUGAUUCAUAUGCAGAUGAUAGCACAACAUUUUUAUUCACUUUGAUCAAUCCUCACAAUAUUCCACCGACGAAAUACUUUAUUCAUCCUGAUCAUACAGAAUGUGCAAUUCGUCAUCACAAAAACUAUGGUCCAACAUUCGGAGCUGGUCAUGAUAUCUAUUUAGCAAAUAGUAGCAAUUCGAACAACUCAAGCUACACUAAUUUUCCAACGUCAUACUUUGAUACAACUGGAAUGGGUGAUAUGACAUUUACUGGAACUUAUAAUUUUAGUGCAUCUGACAUUGAAGUUUACAAAUUAGCUUAG
Molecule: messenger RNA, 1074 nt
Organism: Rotaria sp. Silwood1
Lineage: Eukaryota; Metazoa; Rotifera; Eurotatoria; Philodinida; Philodinidae
Source: the annotation of a GenBank genome assembly